Rubroshorea leprosula is the source of this 808-nucleotide messenger RNA. The record is from the annotation of a GenBank genome assembly. NCBI's taxonomy places the organism in Eukaryota, Viridiplantae, Streptophyta, Magnoliopsida, Malvales, Dipterocarpaceae.
AGGUGUGUUUCCCCAAUUCAGCAGACCUUUUAUCGGCAAAUUUUGUUCGAGAAAAGCAAUUAUGGUUCCCCAAGAGUGGCUUGUUGAAGACGAGAGCGCCAAGGAGAUUCUCGAUAGGGUUCAGACGGAGCGGCCCUUCUUGCUUCUUCCUCUUCUUCAUCGGGUUCCUCUGCGCGUCGGCAAUGUCGUCGAUAUUGUUGGUCCUUCUCCUUCCGCCAAAACCCACAUCUUGAUUCCGGCUGCAAUCAACUGCAUCCUGCCUCAAGAGUCGGAUGGCGUCAAGUAUGGAGGACUCGGGCAUUUAGUGAUGUUCCUAGAUUUGGAUUGUCGCUUUGACAUUUUACGGUUUUCGGAAUUGCUCAAGCUUCGGAUCUUGGAAGCCAUAGGUAAACUUCUUGAGUUUUAAUCUGUAAAGAAUUGUUUGGUCUAGGAUUAUGUAUUUGGUUCUCUUCUUUUUAAUAGUGAUUGUUGUGCUAAUAUACUUAAAAGUAUUUUCACCCGCCAGAAAGCAAAGCCAAAAGAACUUUGAUGUAUCUGUGUUUCCUUUGUAGACUGCAGGGUCCUUUGAUCAGAAAGAGUUCUGACCAAUGGAUUACUACUUCAGUUUUUGAAUAUUUCCAUGUGCUACCUUAUGCGCAGGUGAUCAGAGAAUGUUUCUUAAGUUUUGUGAAAUUUCUCAACAUGUUAUCAUCAUCUAUAUUCUUUAAACUGCAAAAGUUAUAUGGAUUUUAUAAAGCUGUUCUUGAACUUUUUCACAUUUUAGCUUUACUUGCCAUCUUUUCACAAGCAAUAAAUUUUAAACAUUUAG